CCGCCAACUGCGACUAUCUGAAUCCCAUUUGAACAUCCUCUCUCAAAUUGUGCUCUCGCCAAUUCCCUCCGUCUCAAGUCAACAAAAUGGCCGACGGAAAGAGGACAGAUGACUAUACGAUUGAGAUGGACAAACUGGAUCAAGGCAACAAGGGUUUCGAGGCGCCGCCGCCGCCUCAGCCAAGGAGCGCCCCAUCCAACUCUUUGCAAAAUAAUCCAAUCCUGCCAGUAUUAGCUUACUGUGGAUCGUCCAUCCUGAUGACAGUGAUGAAUAAAUAUGUCCUCUCCGGCACGGACUUCAAUCUCAAUUUCUUCCUCCUCUGUAUCCAGUCCGUCGUUUGCAUCGUCGCAAUUCAGACGUGCAAAGCCUGCGGCAUAAUCACUUACCGUGAUUUUAGCGCGGAUGAGGCCAGGAAGUGGUUUCCAAUUACCCUGUUGUUGAUUGGCAUGAUCUACACGGGCUCUAAGGCGCUCCAGUUCCUUUCAAUUCCAGUAUACACCAUUUUCAAAAAUUUGACCAUCAUCCUUAUCGCCUAUGGUGAAGUUCUGUGGUUCGGUGGCUCUGUCACCGGGCUCACGCUGUUCUCCUUCGGCCUGAUGGUUUUGAGCUCACUCAUUGCUGCGUGGGCAGACAUCAAACACGCUGUCGAAAGCAGCUCCGACGCGACCACUACGGUUUCGACAUUGAAUGCCGGCUACAUCUGGAUGUUGAUCAACUGCCUCUGCACUUCUUCCUACGUAUUGGGCAUGCGAAAACGGAUCAAGCUCACAAAUUUCAAAGACUUUGAUACCAUGUUCUAUAACAACCUUCUCUCCAUUCCUGUGUUGAUCGUACUUUCCGGCUUGCUAGAGGAUUGGUCAUCUACGAACGUCAACCGCAAUUUCCCCCCUGUCGACCGUAACAGUAUUAUCUUCGCUAUGAUUCUCUCGGGCUUGUCUACGGUCUUCAUUUCAUACACAUCUGCAUGGUGCGUUCGUGUGACUUCUUCCACGACGUACUCCAUGGUCGGCGCUCUCAACAAGCUGCCCAUUGCGGUUUCUGGAUUGAUCUUCUUCGAUGCACCAGUCACGUUUCCCAGUGUUUCAGCUAUUGUGGUGGGCUUCGUCAGUGGUAUUGUCUAUGCCAUUGCCAAAAUCAAGCAGAAUGCCAAGCCCAAAACGGGCGUUUUGCCCACCGCUAAUCCUCCCGUGAGCGCCAGCAGUCAGAGCAUGAGAGAUUCGUUGCGGUCUUGAAUAGAGUUACGCUUGUUAGCACAAACGGUCUGGCUCUAGGAUAGAGUUGCCAAGCUGACCACCGGGACCGGUGCUCUGUUUGUGUAAUACUUCCACAGUGCAGCGUGUACAAAUCAUUAGACUGAGUGAAACAAGGAAAUCAUGCUAAUUC
Molecule: messenger RNA, 1383 nt
Organism: Aspergillus aculeatinus CBS 121060
Lineage: Eukaryota; Fungi; Ascomycota; Eurotiomycetes; Eurotiales; Aspergillaceae
Gene: gmtA
Product: GDP-mannose transporter
Exons: 4
Coding region: 87-1232 (381 amino acids)
Biological process (GO): transmembrane transport
Cellular component (GO): Golgi apparatus
Molecular function (GO): antiporter activity; GDP-mannose transmembrane transporter activity
Source: RefSeq, a predicted model, not a curated record